Geodia barretti is the source of this 657-nucleotide messenger RNA. The record is from the annotation of a GenBank genome assembly. Lineage: Eukaryota; Metazoa; Porifera; Demospongiae; Tetractinellida; Geodiidae.
AUACCGACAAUUUCUUACACGUGUCUUUUUGUUUUGUCGUCUUCUCUUCGUCCGCUGAAGAUGGUGAAGCUCGGGAUAUGUGUCCUACUUUUGGCACUCGCCCUGAGUACGGCGAAUGGCUGUACCAACCCGAAGGUAAAGUCCACGACCUACUCUACCGAGAACCAGUAUUUCUCAGGCGAGAGCGUCUUCAUUGCUCAAGUUGAAGUUGACUGCAAUGGAGAGUCGAUAUCGCUGCAUGCUCUUGUUGGAGGCCAGUUGCUACCUGUGUCGAAAGGCAUCACUUCAGGCUCUACGGAACACUUUCAGGUGUCCUGGACAGAGGACCAUGACAGGAGUGGUUCGAGAGAGGUCAAAUUCUAUGAUGAUAAUGGAGCCUCUUCCAUCAGGAAGGCUCUGAGAUAUGGUGAAGAGGUCACCACUUCUCCACUCUUCAGUGUGGACAUCAAACACAAGAACAGCAGCAAUGAGAUGUGGUUGUCUCCGGCCUUCCUGGCCAUGAUCGCAGGCCUCUUGGUCUACUGGCUGGCAUACAUGGCCAAGUGCAAACUACAGGAGUGAUGGAACAUCUCUGUGUACAAUGGCUCACUCCCUUAGGUUAUAAUUUCAAUGAUCAUGGUAAUGAUAUUUUUGAGGCAUUGUUCUCGCAAACCCAAA